UUAUCAGUUGGGCGAUGAGAUCAGAAAAAGAUUAAAUAGUUAUGGCGAUAGUUGCUAGUCGAAACUUCGUGUUUUCGGGUCUAAAACAAUGUGUUUAUACAAAGAGAAUUUUUCUCGUAACAUUUUUAGCCCAACUGUGUCGCAAAAGAGCAAAAAUCGUCCUCAUGAUCGCCCUAAUAUUUACAUGGGGGCUUGGCUCAGGUCUGCUGGUGCUGUGGAAGCUCUCAGUUAUCGAGUCUGGCAUUGACCAGCUGCAAGUGUUCAAAGAAGCCCUAGAGCUGCACCGGGACAAGCUGCACCUAACCGAGCAGCAGGUGAUUCUGUUGCAUGAGCUGGAAGCAGACAAGCACAAAAACUUCCCCAUCGUCUACUGCAUAACCCCCACGUAUUGGCGCUACGUGCAAAAGGCCGAGUUGACUCGGAUCUCUCAGACUCUACAGCUGGUCCCCAAUAUUCACUGGAUUGUCGUAGAAGACGCUGCAGAAAAGAGCGAUUUGGUGAGGAACCUGAUUGAGGACUCGAGGCUGAUUGUCACUCACUUGGUGGCUCAGACGGCGCCUUAUGAAAAAGUCAAAGACAAAAAUCCGAAAGCCCGAAGGCACAGAGGGGUUGAGCAACGGAACGCCGGGCUGCGGUGGCUGCGGGAUAAUCUGGUAGCAGGCAAAGACAAGGGAGUGGUGUACUUUAUGGAUGAUGACAAUACUUAUAGCGUGAAGCUUUUUGACGAGAUAGCCAAAGUGAAGAGAGUGGGCGCCUGGCCAGUCGGGCUGGUUGGGGGGCUGAAUGCAGAGUUCCCGAUUGUUGAUAAAGCAACAGGCAAAGUAACCGGAUACAAAAGUGGCUGGCUACCAAACCGACCAUUCGCCAUCGAUAUGGCCGGUUUUGCAAUCAGCUUGGACCUGAUUCUGGAGAAAACCGAUGCCAACUUCUCCUACCAGAUGGCAAAGGGGAUGCAAGAGAGCGAAUUCCUAUCCUAUUUCACCACCAAAGAAGAAUUGGAACCUUUGGCGGAUCAAUGCACCAAAGUCUACGUAUGGCACACUCGGACUGAAACGCCAAAAAUAAACGGUAUUAUUCCUAACUUAGAAGUGUAGUAGUAAUGUGUAUAUUGAAGCCUUGGACGGCUCAGUGGGUGAUAGUGACAGAUUUGAUCGAACCGACUUAAUAGCUGUAGGUGAUUUAGCGGUGUUGCAGCCAUGCAAACUUGAGAUUGAGGUUGUUUGUACAGUAGCAAUUUACCCUUUUAGGGUUUUUUUUAGUUUACACGGCCAUUUCGCGGGUACAUCGAAGUUACGCUCAUUCCGGUUCCUAGUCACAUGUGAAUAGUGCGCAAAAUGGAUGGUUAGUGAUUUAACGAAUUCUCUUUAAACCGCAAAAUGGUCACUCUUAGUUCGCUGCUGUAACUCCUCUACUGUGAUAUCGCACGUGUUGUAUCAGUUUACACUAGUUUCCUAAGAUCAUGUAAGUUUUCUUGACUGUAUUUCCAAUAUUAAUCUAAACUAUUUUCCAGGG
This is a messenger RNA of Dendroctonus ponderosae (mountain pine beetle), 1512 nucleotides long. Its product is annotated as galactosylgalactosylxylosylprotein 3-beta-glucuronosyltransferase I. The transcript has 6 exons. Lineage: Eukaryota; Metazoa; Arthropoda; Insecta; Coleoptera; Curculionidae. The record is from RefSeq and is a predicted model, not a curated record. Gene Ontology annotation, biological process: chondroitin sulfate proteoglycan biosynthetic process; carbohydrate metabolic process. Gene Ontology annotation, molecular function: galactosylgalactosylxylosylprotein 3-beta-glucuronosyltransferase activity. Bases 42 to 1094 code for a protein of 350 amino acids. Gene Ontology annotation, cellular component: Golgi membrane.